Molecule: messenger RNA, 5014 nt
Organism: Exaiptasia diaphana
Lineage: Eukaryota; Metazoa; Cnidaria; Anthozoa; Actiniaria; Aiptasiidae
Product: ATP-dependent DNA helicase Q4
Exons: 14
Coding region: 51-4577 (1508 amino acids)
Biological process (GO): DNA replication; double-strand break repair via homologous recombination
Cellular component (GO): nucleus; chromosome; cytoplasm
Molecular function (GO): nucleic acid binding; four-way junction helicase activity; 3'-5' DNA helicase activity
Source: RefSeq, a predicted model, not a curated record
UACUGAUAGAAUCACGCUAGGUAAUCUAAUUUGUACAUSUUUUUGGUGAUAUGGAGGAGCUUAACGCUAUCAAACGUGAGCUUAAGUGUUGGGAAAGCAUGUUUGAAAGAAAACAUGGAAGACGUCCGAACAAGGAUGACAUCAAGAAUUCGUCUGACGAGAUACGAGAUACCUAUAUUAAAUACAAACACUUAAAAGAGGCAAAUAUUAAGGAGAAGAAGAAGUCAGAUGAAGAUGAUGAUGAUGGAGUCUUUGGUAAAAAAUUGAAUAAAAAAUUUGAACACAAGCAGCCGCUUGCCUCAGUAAGACUGAAAGGAUGGGAAAACAUYAAACCUGUUCGUCUGUGUCAUGGGCAGAGASUUAAACCUAAGACUACUUCACCCACUAAAACAAAACCAGAGGUAGAAAAUGUUACUUACAACCAAACUAAAGACAAUGAAAUAGAUGAAAUUGGUUUKAAUUCUGUUUCCAUAUCAAGCGCCAUUAAAACUCCAAGAAUCAGUCAUACUUCAGCUCAGAAAACAAGCAGUUUAAGAAAAACCCCAGGUACAGCAGAAUCAAGACUAAAGAGAAGGGCAUCUCUGUUUGCUGCCUCUCUGAAAAAAAUUGACCAUUCGAUCAAAGACACUGCAGACUUUUCCUCAGAUGUGAUGUCAUCACAUGACCUAUCUUCAUCUGAAGACUUUGGUAAACAGAAAGAGACUAUAGGUGUACUGAAAUAUGAAGAAUUUGAAAGUAAUGACUCUUUUGUUUGUGAAUCUAAUGAGUUAAGGCUGCAUAAAGAAGAUAAAGUACUACAUGAAAAUAAGGAAUUCAACAGUACAAAUACAGAUACAGUUGACAAGGGCUUUGUACAAUCUUCUCUGGCAGGAAAACAUGUARACUCCAUGGAUGUUACACAUUCAAUUUCAGAAGAAGAGAUGAUGUAUGAAGAAAGGAAAUUAAAUUCUAAGCUAUCAAAAAACCAAGAAGGCGAAAUCCCACUGGAUUUGGUAGAUCACACAACAGGAGGUCUGAGUUCAAAGAAAMCAACUUCAUCUCCAAAAAUUAAAGUGACAGAAAUGAAAUCAGGAGUUGAAACAAGUGAUGCAAUGAGUGAAGAAACCAGAGAAUCCAUUAAAAUGGAUAGAGAACAAGAAAAUAAAGAAGUUAAUGAAAUUACCAUGACUACAAAAGAUACUCAUGAYGUCUGCAGUAUUUCUGAACAUGAAAAAAUACAAAAAGAGGAAAACCAAAGAAAAAGGAAAGCAAAUGAGGAUGUGGAGGUACCUGAUACAAAGAAAGUAAGACUAGCAAAGGUGGAAGAUGAUAKKGAAAAUGAAGAUGGCAGUAUUUCAGAUGAAGGUCCAGAUGACACAUUUGAAGAGGUUAAAGUCAAAAAUAGUUCUUCUAAAUCAAGGUCCUCCUCAUCCAGUCUUGUYAGUGACAAUUUUGUAAGACUGGACAUGAAGCAUAAGGCUUAUCGUCGCCGUGGUCAUGGAAUGACAGGAUCAGCCUAUAAACGCAGAGCAUUCAAUAAUAUUAUGAAAGCACGUGGUGAAUAUGUCAGUAAAUCAAGCUGGUCACGACGAGGUGCUGGUGGGCGUGGCAGGGGUAGGGGGUCAUUUGGUAGCUCAAAAGGAGCGACAGGGACUUGUUUUAAGUGUGGACAGGAAGGRCACUGGGCCAAGAAUUGUAAAGGGAAAAUGUCAACGGCUGCCAGAGAAAUUCCUGAAGAUGAUGAUGAUGMGAGAGAGGAAUUUGCUCCUGAAGAYGAUGAYUUCAUCCAUGAACUUACCCUUGAGAAAGCUGCACAGAUGGCUGCUGGGAUUGCUGUUGAUGAAGAUGCAGAUGGCAGCAGUCUUGUAGUGCUACCCCACCAACUGCCACGCCCUGCUUAUGUACCUCCCCCUCCCCCCGAUGCUAUUGAACCAUUGUUUGAGACAGUUGAUGGGGAAAUAAUAGAAACACCCAAAAAAGUGUAUGCAGCCUUGGGUCAGCUGGGGUUCUCUACGUUCCGCACUGGUCAAGAAGAAGCCAUCAUGCGCAUUCUCAGUGGUAAGAUUGGUGGUCUUCCAUUUGGUUUAAAGGGMGCUUGUCUUCACACUAACCARACUAAAGCACAAAGAGAUAAAAUCAUAGACAACAUUGUAUCAGGAAAGAUWGCUGURCUUCUUCUSUCUCCUGARGCGUUAGURGGUAGUGGAUCAGGSGGUGGGUGUCUGCCAUCAAAUGCACGUUUGCCACCCAUUGCYUUUGCAUGCAUCGACGAAGCUCACUGUCUGUCUGAAUGGUCCCACAACUUUAGACCRUCGUACCUYCGUGUGUGUAAGGUUCUUCGGGAGCGCUUCGGAGUUCGUUGCUUUCUCGGUCUGACAGCGACUGCUACACGUGCUACUGCAGCGUCAGUCGCGCAGCAUCUUGGGAUAUCUAAUGACGAGGGGGCUGUCAUCAGAGGUGCCGCGGUUCCCCCUAAUUUGUACUUAUCUGUGUCACGUGACCGCGACCGGGAUAAGGCGUUGAUAGAACUUCUACAAGGUCCUCGGUUCUCAAAUUGUGAGUCUAUCAUCAUUUACUGUACGCGUCGUGAGGUAACAGAACGUGURGCGACGCUCGUUAGAACAUGUCUCCAACACAUGACACCCUCAGCACCAUUACCAGCAAAUGAUGAUGAAGAAGRAGAGGAAACGUCAAAAAAGAAAGCCAAAAAACGUGGUAAGAAGAAAGCUGCAAAAUCUCCUCUAACCUGGGAGGCGGAGAGCUACCACGCGGGAAUGAGCGCAGCACAACGGCGACGCGUUCAAAAGCGCUUCAUGUCAGGUGAACUGAGGAUUGUAGUCGCGACAGUAGCGUUUGGUAUGGGUUUGGAYAAGUCAGAUGUUCGUGCCAUYAUUCAUUACAACAUGCCAAAGAGCUUUGAAAGCUACGUCCAGGAAAUUGGACGCGCGGGACGAGAUGGUUUACCUUCUCAUUGUCACGUGUUUCUCGAUCGUGAGGGUAAAGAUAUGUAUGAGCUAAAACGUCACAUUCAUGCAAACACCGUGGAUCGAGUGGUCGUCAAAAAGCUUGUAAAUAAACUAUUCCCUCGGUGUCASUGCAAGAAAYUGCACGAUUYACAACAACAACGCRAAMGUCGACRWCAAUCAGAUSAAGUGGAYCARAUGGUUAAUGAAAAUGAAGAGUUUGUGWCAGACGAGAUAUUGAGUCAAAUUUGCGAGGAGCAARGCAAUACCAUCGCAGAUAAAGGUCUUGAAGUKGAAAAAAUGGAACGAAUGAUCGGCGUUACUGAAGGUCAAGGAAAUGACAAAAUGGAACGACUGAACAGCGUUACUGACGAUCAAGGAAAUGACGAAAUGGAACGAAUGAUAAGCGUUAAUGAAGAUCAAGRAAGUGACAAAAUGSAACGAAUGAUCGGCGUUACUGGYKAUCAMGAAAAUGACAAAAUGGAACGAAUGAUCGGCGUUACUGRCGAUCAAGGAAAUGACAAAAUGGAAGGAAGGAUCAAUGUUCCAAAUGAUGAAAUAGAACCAAUGACCAUUUCAAAGCAUAAUAGUCAUGCCGUUAAUCAUAAUGAUUCCGAUGAAGACGUGGAGGGAAAUUCUUCUGGUCAAUCAAGACUUCGCAUUUGUGGAGGACAUGACGUUGCCAUAGCAAUCGAGUCAGCAGUUCAAGAACUGGAUAUGCCCGAAGAAAGCAUUGCUACUUUGCUUUGCUACCUUGAGCUGCACCAAAACCGCUGGCUUGAAGUACUGCACCCCGUAAAAGCUACAUGUACCGUGAAGUUCUAUGGUGGUCAUGCGCACUUGAGAGCUGUUGCCAAACGAAUUCCWCCAAUAGCAGCCGCCGUUGUGCAUUGCGAGAAAGARAAACGAUUUAAGAAACAAAGCUCGCUUGUUUUUCCCGUUGUCGAAAUCGCUGAUAAAAUGGGCUGGGACCUAGACCCAGUCUACAAAGAGCUCAGGGCGCUGCAGUGGAAUUCWUCGYUAGCCCCAGACUCCAAGAUGARCUCGUCCGGUCAGUCKGGAAUCUUGGUCGAGUUAAGUGAUCAUGCAAUACAUGUACGGACACCAGGAGACUUAAGUGAUGAAGACAGAGAUGAAGUAUGUGACUUUGUAAAUGACAGAAUACAAGCCGAGGAACGAACACAACUAAAACAGCUUACACAGUUGUAUACGUCCUUAAAGAAUGUCUCUUGCAGUGAGUACUGGCAGUGCUCCGAACAAGUUGAUAAGGAAAGUGAUCAAGAWUUGAAAACACUYAUCAAAGGUUACUUUGACGACAUGAACAACGCUACUCAGAUUGAACUCGAAGCGCUGAAAAAAGAGCGCGUAAAUAAUGACGCAACUAGCARYGAGAGCGCACGUGACGAGCACGUGAACUGGGACGGCAUUUCACGUGAUAUCAGGGCCUUGACGAAUAUACAUCACGACCAGUCGUUCACAGGUCGAGCGGUAGCAAGGAUAUUUCACGGUAUAAGUAGUCCKUGUUAUCCUGCAGAGGUUUGGGGACGAGAUAGACGGUUUUGGCGCAAAUAUCUAGAUGUGGAUUUCAAUAGUCUGAGAAGAUAUGCUACAAGACAACUGCUGAAAUUAAGAUGACUGUCGAACUUGAGACCUACUGAUAAGAAUGACACGAUGUAAGGGUGAACAACAUUUAUACCCGUGAAUAAUACAAGUCAWACUUCUAGACAUAACAUUGAAAAUAUGAGCCGUUAUCGUAAACAAUCUUUAUCGCAAAUGUUAGAGGAGUUAUCUUCUUCUGAGGCGAAUAUUCCAAAAUAUAACUGACUAAAUCUAAAAWUACAUCCUCGUGKWAUAUUUUAGUCWUCUUGUGACGUUGAUAAGCAUUCGUUGGUUGGUUAUUUCAGUUCURCUUGUUUCCAUCGCUCAGUUGUUUGUUUAUCGUUGAUCUCUCAAUGACGUUGUUUUGUGCGCCUUCUUUUCAACUUGCGUUCUUGCUGUUUUGUUUUUGUUCUAUUGCUUUUUUCGCUGUGUUUUCUGCUUUAUUCUCUAUUCGYGUUGUGUUCUUUGUACUU